Coffea eugenioides is the source of this 1284-nucleotide messenger RNA. RefSeq names its product endonuclease 4-like. Gene Ontology annotation, molecular function: endonuclease activity; nucleic acid binding. Gene Ontology annotation, biological process: DNA catabolic process. The transcript has 9 exons. Bases 186 to 1073 code for a protein of 295 amino acids. NCBI's taxonomy places the organism in Eukaryota, Viridiplantae, Streptophyta, Magnoliopsida, Gentianales, Rubiaceae. The record is from RefSeq and is a predicted model, not a curated record.
CUGCUCAGUUACUUUUCCUACUCCUCUGGUGUCCUGUUCUUCAUCAAUGAAGUGAACCAUACAAGAAUAAUACUCCCAAAAAUAUUAAAAAAAAAAAAACCUGCUUCAACUGAGCUUUCUCAUAUUUGUUACUUUUGCUUUACUGAUUACUUCCACUGUCCUUUGUUUUUACGCAUCAUUAAGACAUGAUCAGUCUGAAGUCAUGGUGGAUUGGAAGCGUAUUAUUCCUUCUUCUUUUAUCAUUAUUAGUUCCAGGAACUUUUGGUUGGGGAAAAGACGGCCAUCAUGUUAUCUGUGAAAUUGCCCAGGGAUAUCUUUCAGAAGAUGCUCUGGUAGGGGUGAAACAAUUGCUUCCAGAUUAUGCAGAAGGAGAACUUUCUGCUAUUUGCUUCUGGGCGGAUGAGAUUAGGUGGCAUUAUCACUGGAGCAGGCCUUUGCAUUAUGUUGACACGCCUGACUUUAGGUGUAACUACCAGUACUGCAGAGACUGCCAUGAUUCUGCUGGUCAUAAAGACAUGUGUGUCACUGGUGCAAUAUACAACUACACUAAGCAACUAACAUCCAGUUUAGAUGUUCCAGAUUCUGAAAUUAAAUACAACUUGACAGAGGCGCUCAUGUUUUUGUCACAUUUCAUUGGUGAUGUCCACCAGCCUCUCCAUGUGGGAUUUAUUGGAGAUGAAGGUGGAAACACAAUAACUGUUCGCUGGUACCGGAGAAAGACAAAUUUGCACCAUGUAUGGGAUACUAUGAUCAUUGAAUCUGCUUUAAAGACCUAUUAUAACUCCGAUCUUACAACUAUGAUUCAAGCAAUUCAACAAAAUAUCACAAAUGAGGAUAUCUCAUCGUGGGAGAAUUGCAAUGGCACAGUUUGUCCAGAUCCGUAUGCUUCUGAAAGUGUAAAUCUCGCAUGCAAGUUUGCCUACAGAAAUGCUACACCAGGAAGCACUCUAGGAGAUGAUUACUUUAUUUCUCGGUUGCCUGUUGUGGAGAAGAGACUGGCUCAAAGUGGCAUCCGUUUGGCUGCUGUUCUCAAUCGUAUCUUCUCUUCAAAUCUACCAAUUGCGAAAGAGUGAAAGAAAAAGUUAGGAUAUGAUAGAACAUAAUGGUUCAGCAGUUGGGGAAUACUAGCCCUGUUAUGUAAAAUUCAAAUCUGCAACUUAAGUAAACCAAGUGUCCUUACCUAUUGUAUAUUAGUACAAAACUUGCUGACUCUAUUUUCUGUAUCGUUAUGUUGAUAGGGUUUUUCUAAUGGAUGCCUAUGGGCACCUGUUAAUGUACCUAAUA